UUCUGUCAUCGAGCUGAUAGCCAGUGCCACUGUGCACAGGUCGCAUCCUUCCAUGCGCAAAAGGCUUUACAGUUUGCCACAGCACAUCGGCCGGAGCGCUUCGACCAUGUGCGACGGGGAAGACGGAGACCGGGACGCGCGCCGGAGGAGCAUCCGGAUGAAGCCGCUGCCGUCUCCGGGCGCCGCUGAGAGCAGCCGGAACGCAGACGCGGCGUCCGUGGCAUCGGCGGCUGCAGCGCUUGCAGACCCGGAAGCGGCCCGAGGUGCGAAAAGCAACUCAAACGGCGACUGCAGGAGGUUUCGAGACAGCUUGUCGUCGCUCGCCGGCCGCCACAGCCACGAAUCGGACUCGGCCGAAGAGAAGCGUCUGAUCACCGAGGCAGACCCAAGCCCUAACGAGGAGAGUCCGCCCGGGGCGAGAGGAGGAGGUGGAGGUAGUGGCGCUGGUAGCACCGCUGGUGGAGGUGUGGAACCGGGAGCGCGCGGCACUCCCGAACGGUACCCGGGGUUUGCCAAGCUGGACGGCGGCAUUGAACACGUUCUCCCCGACGAUGAGAGGUACUACCAGGCGGGUUUCAUGCACAGGCAGUUUGGUGCCAUGCUGCAGCCCGGGGUUAACAAGUUCUCUCUGAGGAUGUUCGGGAGCGAGAAGGCGGUGGAGCGCGAACAGGAGCGCGUAAAGUCGGCCGGAUUUUGGAUUAUACACCCCUACAGUGAUUUCAGGUUCUACUGGGAUCUCACUAUGUUGUUGCUGAUGGUGGGAAACUUGAUCAUCAUCCCCGUGGGCAUCACCUUCUUCAAGGACGAGCACACUCCUCCUUGGAUCGUCUUCAACGUCGUCUCUGACACCUUCUUCCUCAUGGACCUGGUGCUCAACUUUCGCACGGGCAUCGUCAAGGAGGACAACACGGAGAUUAUACUGGACCCACAGCAGAUAAAGAUUAAGUAUCUGCGCUCAUGGUUCGUGGUGGACUUCAUCUCCUCUAUCCCAGUGGACUACAUCUUCCUUAUUGUAGAGACACGGAUCGAUUCGGAUUUCUACAAGACGGCACGCGCUCUCAGGAUUGUCCGUUUCACAAAGAUACUCAGUCUGUUACGUUUGCUGAGGCUGUCCAGACUCAUACGCUACAUUCAUCAAUGGGAAGAGAUUUUCCAUAUGACUUAUGACCUGGCCAGUGCGAUGGUGCGUAUCGUGAAUCUGAUUGGCAUGAUGCUCCUGCUGUGCCACUGGGAUGGCUGCCUGCAGUUCCUCGUACCCAUGCUGCAAGACUUCCCUCCAGACUGUUGGGUCGCCAAAAACAAGAUGGUGAAUGAUACGUGGGGACAGCAAUACUCGUAUGCCCUCUUCAAGGCCAUGAGUCACAUGCUGUGCAUCGGUUACGGCAUGUACCCUCCGGUGGGAAUGACAGACGUUUGGCUCACCAUCCUCAGCAUGAUCGUUGGAGCAACAUGCUAUGCUAUGUUCGUGGGCCACGCCACGGCGCUCAUCCAGUCUCUGGACUCCUCACGUAGGCAGUACCAAGAAAAGUAUAAACAGGUGGAGCAGUACAUGUCCUUCCACAAGCUGCCAGCAGACAUGCGUCAGAGGAUCCAUGAUUACUACGAGCACCGUUACCAGGGCAAGAUGUUUGAUGAGGAGAGCAUCCUGGGGGAGUUGAAUGAGCCUCUCAGGGAGGAAAUAAUCAACUUCAAUUGUCGGAAGCUGGUGGCGUCGAUGCCUCUGUUUGCCAACGCUGAUCCGAAUUUCGUCACGUCGAUGCUGACGAAGCUGCGCUUUGAGGUUUUCCAGCCUGGAGACUACAUCAUCCGUGAAGGCACCAUUGGGAAGAAGAUGUACUUCAUACAGCACGGCGUCGUUAGCGUGCUCACUAAAGGGAACAAGGAAACCAAGCUGUCAGAUGGUUCCUACUUUGGAGAGAUCUGUUUGCUGACAAGGGGAAGGCGCACAGCCAGUGUCCGAGCAGAUACGUACUGUCGUCUCUACUCACUCUCAGUAGAUAACUUCAACGAGGUGCUCGAAGAAUAUCCUAUGAUGAGGAGAGCCUUUGAGACUGUUGCACUGGACCGCCUCGAUCGUAUAGGAAAGAAGAACUCUAUAUUGCAGCACAAGGUCCAGCAUGACUUAAACUCUGGCGUCCUCAACUAUCAGGAGAAUGAGAUCAUCCAGCAGAUAGUGCAGCACGAUCGAGACAUGGCGCACUGUGCCCACCUGAUGCAAGACCAACGUUCCCCAGCUCCUCCAUCACCUACUCCGGUCAUUUGGGCCCCACUCAUCCAGGCUCCAUUACAAGCAGCUGCUGCUACAACAUCAGUUGCUAUUGCCUUGACCCACCACCCUCACCUGCCUCCCACACUCUUCCGCCCUUCUACCUCCUCUUUGGGUUCAACAAAAGAAGCACUGAGAAACAGGUUCCAGGUUGUACCCACAUCGACAGCUCCUGGUUCAGCUGGAGACUCGCCUUCGAGCACUCCUCCAAAACCACAUACUGGAGCAGACACUCCUCUACUUGCCUCAUUCAGGGCACAUCAUUCAACGGGGCCAACUGGGUCAGGUAGUGGCAACCACCAGGCCUCUAGAAGCAGCAUAAGUGGAGUUUCACAUCCUGGGCCUAGUCGGGCUUCUGCAUUACCCACUGGCAAUUACUCCAGAUCUGCAUCUCCCACAUGUAGUACUGCACAGCUCCAUCCUCCACCCAAACACAAGCAGCCCUUCCCACCAAGUACCCCACCACUGUCCACUCACCUCCAACAAGUUGGUGCCACCUGUGGGCUCUUGACCACAAUAUCUUCAAAUGUUAGCCCGCUUUCAACUGGAUCAUUCAGCCAUGCCCCGAGUCCACUCCUCCAUGGUCAGCAAACACAAAAUACCAAACAGACAUCCGCAUUUCAUCAGUUUACUGGUGGGGGUGGCAGGACUUCUAGUACAUUAAACCUCUUCCAUACACCCACAGCUGGAUCCCCGUCCUCCACCCUUUCACACAUUACUCCAGCCCUUGAAGGCUCUCCUUCAGUAAACACACAAUCCUUUAACCUGCGGUCCUCCUUUUCCUCCCAGCUGCCUUUAGAAAGGUCAGCAUUAGCAUCUCUAGCUCAAUAUGGCUCAGCUAAUGCUUCUCCCUGCUACACUCCUCUAGCCCCCAGCCCUACAGUCCAAAGUCCUGGGAGAACUUUCCACUAUAGUGACCCCUCCAGUGCUGCAGGUUCCCACAGCUCUCUGCUUAUGCCCCAGCAUUCCUGUCCUGUUCAACUACCCAGCUGUAACACUUCAGGAACCGAAUCGCCGCUGGGCCGCUUCUCUGAAGAUAUGAAACUGUUGUCCAGCUCUCACCCCUUGCUAAGUGAAGAGGUAACCCAGGCUGUGGCUCACUCCUCCCCUCGGUCAUCAAUUGAGCCUGGCUGCCGCCUCUCCCCUUACUCUUCCCCAACACUGAUGCUUAAGCCGUGCAGCUCCAUAUCGGGGCACUUUGCUUCCCCCUUACAGACUUCUCCCAGUGCACGGCAUCACACCCCCAGCAUAGGGACGUCACCCUCCCUUCCAUUCCGCAGAUCCUCAGAGGCCCAUCCUUCUGAACUGGAGCCCCUUUGCGCCAAACUUCCCUCCAAUUUGUGA
This is a messenger RNA of Ictalurus furcatus (blue catfish), 3610 nucleotides long. It is a transcript of the gene hcn4, whose product is annotated as hyperpolarization activated cyclic nucleotide-gated potassium channel 4. NCBI's taxonomy places the organism in Eukaryota, Metazoa, Chordata, Actinopteri, Siluriformes, Ictaluridae. The transcript is spliced from 9 exons. Gene Ontology annotation, molecular function: voltage-gated potassium channel activity. Gene Ontology annotation, biological process: potassium ion transport; transmembrane transport. The coding region runs from base 53 to 3610 and encodes 1185 amino acids. Gene Ontology annotation, cellular component: membrane. The record is from RefSeq and is a predicted model, not a curated record.